GGUGGUUAAGAAGGCAAAUGACAUGGUUGUCUUUAUUAGUUGAAGCAUUGAGUUCAAAAGUCGGCAAGUUGUUUUUCGGCUGUUACGAGCCUGUUACUAUAUACUAAUAAAGGUAAUGGUUUUAACAUCAAAACCAGACUCCAGUGUGAAUUCUAUUGCGGCUGGUUCGUUUCUAAAACUUUACAGUUCGCAACAAGGCUUUAUAAAACAGGUUAUACCACAUCUGGAGUGUUUCAUACAGUUCUGGUCGCCCCCAUUCUCGGAAGGAUGUCGGGGCUUUGGACAGGGCACAGAAGAGGUUUACCAGGACACUGCCUGGAUUAGAGGGCAUGAGCUAUAACGAGAGGCUGGACAAACUUGUGUUGUUUUCUCCAGAGCGGAGCAAGCUGGGGUGAGACAGGAUGGACGAUUAUAAGAUUACGAGAGGAAUAGAUAGAGUGGACAGACGAUGUAUUUUUCCUGGGGGUUGAAAUGUCUAACACAUUUAAGGUGAGAGGAGAUAUGAGCGGCAAGUUUGCUUCUUUCCACAGACGAAUGAGUAGCUGGAGUCUCUGCCUGGGAGAGUGGGGGGGGGGAGGUGGCUCCAAUCCUGCACGUGAUCCCGUUUGCCCCUCCCAUUUAACCGUAGAUUGGCAGCACCUGCGCGUCAGUUUCCGAGGCCCCGCCUCCCGAUGAUGUAACAAUCUCUUCGCGCAUGUUCACAGUCUCCGGGUGGACGGUGUUAUCCUCUCCGCUCAGUGGGUCGGCUGUAUUACCGGGAAAGACUUUCGUCUCUUCCGUCGGGAUCACUGUCUGCGGGCCGAAGAUAUCACUUUCCCAUCGUUAGACCUGCAGUGACAGAUUUAUUGGAAGAAAAACCACAACUGAAGACGAGGGAACAGCAACAAGUGAACCAGCCCGAGGACUGAGAGCACCAACUGGAGAGGACCCAUCUGACUUGGAGAUUCCAGUGAUUCAGUCAGGAGAAAGUUUGGUCAAAAAUGACAAGGAAUUUGUGUACGGGAAUCUAGAGCUCAACACACCAGUUUUGCUGUCUCUGUCCAGAUAUUUAAGAAGUGGAGCGAGGGAUUCAAUCGACCAUCCUUCCUGCUCAGACUGUGGGGAGGGAUUCACUCGGUCAUCCUUCCUGCUCAGACUGUGGGGAGGGAUUCACUCGAUCGUCCUUCCUGCUCAGACUGCGGGGAGGGAUUCACUCAUCAUCUUUCCUGCUCAGACUGCGGGAAGGGAUUCACUCGAUCAUCCUUCCUGCUCAGACUGUGGGCAAGGAUUCACUGAAUCGUCUGACCGACUGGCACACCCGUCAUUUUGCACAGGGUGGAACGAUUCAUCUGCUCAGACAGUGGAAAUGGAAUCACUCGGCCUUCUCAACUGAAGGUACAUCAGCUAGUUCACACUGGACAAGGCCAUUCACCUGUUCUGUGGGUGAGAAGGGAUUCAGUCGGUCAUCGCACCUGCGGACACACCAGUCAGUUCACACUGGGCAGAGGCUGGUCAUCUGUUGAAUUUUGGGGAAGCAUUCACUCGGUCAUCUGACCUAAUGGCUCACCAGCGAGGUCACACCGGGGAGAGGCCAUUCACCUGCUCGGAAUGUGGGAAAGGAUUCACUUGCUCAUCUAAACUGAAAUUACAUCAGCGUGUUCACAGUGGGAAGAGGCCAUUCACCUGCUCAGACUGUGGGAAGGGAUUCAGCUGGUCCUCUCACCUGAAGGUACAUCAGCGAGUUCACACUGGAGAGAGGCCAUUCACCUGCUCAGAGUGUGGGAAGGGAUUCACUAUGUCAUCUAAUCUGAAGAUACAUCAGAGAGUUCAUACUGGAGAGAGGCCGUUCACCUGCUCAGACUGUGGGAGGGGAUUUACUUGCUCAUCCAAACUGAAAGUACACCAGCGAAUUCACACUGGGGAGCAGCUGUUCACCUGCCCGGACUGUGGGAAGGGAUUCACUUGCUCAUCCGAACUGAAAGUACACCAGCGAGUUCACACGAGAGAAAGGCCAUUCAUCUGCUUAGACUGUGGGAAGGGCUUCACUCAGUCAUCCCAUCUGAAGGUUCACCAGCGAAUUCACACUGGAGAGAGGCCGUUCAUCUGCUCGGACUGUGGGAAGGGAUUCGCUUGCUCAUCCGAACUGAAGGUACAUCAGCGAGUUCACACUGGGGAGUGGCCGUUCACCUGUUCAUACUGUGGGAAGGGAUUCAGCUGGUCUUCUCAACUGAAAUCACAUCAGCGAUUUCACACUGGAGAGAGGCCAUUCACCUGCUCAGACUGUGGGAAGGGAUUCACUGCGUCAUUCCACCUGAAGGUACAUCAGAGAGUUCAUACUGGAGAGAGGCCGUUCACUUGCUCAGUCUGCGGGAGGGGAUUUACUUGCUCAUCCAACCUAAUGGCUCACCAGCGAGUUCACACUGGGGAGAGGCCAUUCACCUGCUUAGACUGUGGGAAGGGAUUCACUUGCUCAUCCGAACUGAAGUUACAUCAGCGAGUUCACACUGGGGAGCGGCCGUUUGCCUGCUCAGACUGUGGGAAGGGAUUCUCUGUUUCAUCCCAGCUACUGAGUCACCAGUCAGUUCACACUGGGGAGAGGCCAUUCAUCUGCUCGGACUGUGGGAAGGGAUUCACUCAGUCAGCUCAACUGAAGGUACAUCAGCGAGUUCACACCGGGGAGAGGCCAUUCGCCUGCUCAGUCUGUGGGAAGGGAUUCAAUUGGUCAUCUCACCUGCAGAGACACCAGUCAGCCCACACGGGGAAAUGGCCAUUCACCUGCUCAGUCUGUGGGAAGGGAUUCACUUGGUCAUCUAAGCUGAAUAGACAUCUGCAAAUUCACACUGGAGAGAGGCCGUUCACUUGCUCUGUCUGUGGGAAGGGAUUCACUGAGUCAUCUGAACUGAAGAUACAUCAGCGAGUUCACACUGGAGAGAGGCCGUUCACCUGCUCAGUCUGUGGGAAGGGAUUCAUUCGGUCAUCUACCCUGAAGGUACAUCAGCGAGAUCACACUGGGGAGAGGCCGUUCACCUGCUCAGAAUGCGGGAAGGGAUUCACUCGGUCAUCCGCCCUACAAGCACACCGUUCAGUUCACACUAGGGAGAGGCCGUUCACCUGCUCAGACUGUGGGAAGGGAUUCACUUCAUCAUCUGAACUGGAGAGACACCAGCAAGUUCACACUGGGUAGAGGCCGAUCUCCUGCUCAGAGUUUGGCAUAAGAUUCUCUCAGCCAAAUCAACUGAAUGUGCAUCAUUGAGUUCACACUGGGGAGAGGCUUUUCACCUGCUGUGAAUGUGGGAAGCGAUUCACUCAGUCAUCUAACCAUAUGCAACUCUCACUUCGGCUAGCAGCUUAACUUUUGGAGUGAUAGCUCCCCAACCCAGCCAACUUAAGAAAUCUCAUUUGGGUGGAUGCUUCAUGAUGUGUCCCGUUCCAAAUCAGUACACUGAAAUAAUAAACUGUACACAAUAUGUGAUUAAACAAUUGAGAUUUAUAACUCUUACUUUGCCUAUAGGGUUAGUAAAGAAAACAGAAAGAAAAAGGGCUCACUCUCUCCAUUCACAUCUUCUCAUCUCUCCCCAGCAAAAGGUGGUGAAAUUCUCUCUUCCAGACUCACAGGAAAGAACAACAUUACUGCCAUUGGAUAGCCCCGCACUCCAAAAUCCUGUUAUCACUAGUCAUAACCAAAAUAUUGCUGCUACAGAGAAACCAUUACCUCAGCAGUGAAACAUGACAGAGAGGCCGUUACAUUAGCAGUGAAACCUUACAGAAUGUUAUACUUGUGACACACUACCGGGUUUACACUGGGGAGGAAGUUUCAAUGAGCUGCACGCUGGAUAUUUCUCCAUCACCAUUGCUGAAUGCUACUUCAAGACUGACUGUUGGUGCUGAACUCUGCAAUUAUUGCUGCUGCUGCUCACCACACCCAGUUCUGCACCCUGGUCACUGGGCAUGGGAGGAGUUUCUUCUGCUGCACAUUCACCUUUAAUGGGACUGGAGUUUAAUAUUCUGCAGCUGAGACAAAUAAAUCAGUUCUAUUUUAAAUUUUGUCUUUGGAACUCUGUGAGUUUAUAACACAACUAGUGUACUCAGUCCGGCUGGACCCUGCCAAUGAUUCUAUUCCUUGACAGUCCUUUUAAAUCCUCCCCUAUUGUUCAUCUCCUGCUUCCCUGUGCUGAUGGGUUCCAAGCCAGUGGUGAAGAGGUUUCCCUUAAAUUUUCUACUGACUGAUGAAGUCACAUAGAUUGCAGUUCUGUCUCAGAUGUUCUUCACCCCUCAAAUCUCUGGGCUGACGAAGAAUGACACUGGGAGUUAACCUCCUUAUUCUGGGCACAUUUCCAUAUUUUGGGCCGUUUUCCCUGCUUCUAAAGGGUUGUUAGAAAACACCACUCUCCUCUAAAGACUAAAAGCCAAAUGGGAAACCAUCCAUUGGAUGUUCAACGAAGCAGGGUCCACACAUUGCAGAGUUUGGGGGUCUGGACAAUGGUCGGGAUAAGAAUGUAUGCCGGUACAUCGUUGGGAUGUCUCCCAUGGAGGGUCAUACUCAUUCCACUGGUUAAUGUUUUCUUCCAGAGUGAUGAUUCAUUUUUCUGAGUUGGCCUCUCAUUUAAGUUUUCUGGUCUUCUUAGCACAAUUGCACAUACACUCUUGGAGUGCUGAAUCCUGUUUACUUUUGAAGAAAGUAUACACCUAAAAGUUUUAUCUGACUGUUGUGUGAUUUUUUUUUUCAUUUGUGUUAUUCCUCUUCCUCCUGUCUAAGGUACUGUUUGAGUGUAAGUAGUCUUUUUUGAAGUUUUCUAAAGUUCUUAUUUAUCUUUGUAAAUUUUACUGAUUGAAGUGGGACUAAGGUAUUUUUAUUUAGAAAAAGUCAGUGUCUGUACUGAUGAAAGUGUUUAUUGCCUUCGUUGUAUUUGUUAAUUAUUGAGCUCUGUUUGGGUUAGGGUUAGGGUGUUCCUUCACUACACCCCCUCUCGCAGUUUCACCUAUCACCUGCCACUUCUUCCACCCCUCUCACCCCAACACAUUUUCCUCUGACGUCUCAUCUUUUUUUUCCCCAGUCCUGAUGAAGUGUCUCACCCCGAAAUGUCAACUGUUUACUAUUUCCCAUAUUUUCUUCCUGGCCUCCUAGGUUCCUCCAGAAUUUUGUGUAUGUGUUGCUUGGAUUUCCAGCAGCCACAGAUUUUCUCCUGUUUUUGAUUAAAAACAAAAGCAGGGUCAGCGGCAAGGAAACAGUGGAAAGAUCGGAAAGCUUUUACAUAACUAACAGGAGACAACUGAAAAAUAGAACACAGGAGAGACAAGAUGAAAAAUUAAGGUGUGAGCCAAUAAUAUCAAGUAUCAAUAGCUGCUCAUAUGUAGAAAUAUUAAAAAAGAGGCGAGUUGAUAUUGUACCACUGGAAGAUGAUGCUGGCGAUAGAGUAAAGAAAUAGCCACCGAACGUAACAAGUACUUUGUGUCAUUCUUCACUGUAUAAGACAAUAAGACAUAGGAGCAGAAUUAGUCCAUUCAGCCCAUCAAGUCUGCCUCAUCGUUCUAUCAUGGAUGAUCCCAGUUCUCACUCAACCCCAUGCACCUGCCUCCUCGGCAUAUCCUGUAAUUCCCUGACUGAUCACAAACUUUUAGAUUCUGCCUUAAAUGCAGUUACUGGCGUGGCCCUCACCGCUGUCUGUGCUAGAGAAUUCCACAGAUUCACUACUCUCUGACUAAAUAAAAUUCUCUUUAACUACUCUAAAAGGUCGCUCCUUUUGAGGUUGUGCCCUCUGUUAUGGCUACCCCCACCAUACGAAACGUCCUCUCUUCAUCCACACUAUCUGGACUUUUCCACAUUCGGUGGGUUUCAGUGAGAUUUGACACCCCACCACCCGCAUUCAUUAAACUUAGGUCAGUGCAGGAGUACAGACACAAGGCUGGGAAAUGCUCCUCAGAUCUUAACCCCUUCAUUCCUGGAAUCAUUUUCUUGAACAUCUUCUGGACUCUCUCCAAAGACAGCACACGUUUACCGAGAUAUGGGUCCCAAAUGCUCUAAUUGCGGCCUGAUAGGGCCUAACAGCAUUAUUUCCUUGCUUAUAUCUAUAUAGUGACCAGUAAGCUGCUCACGAAUCGGCGGUUUAAUCAGCUGGACAAGGAUUCCUCCGUACCCUGGAGUGUAUUUAAAGUUGAAGGGCUAAACCCUCGGGGCUCUGUCGGCCUGGUCCUUGCGCAAUGAAAUUACGGCCGAGUUAUUUCAAAUUGUACAAGAAUGUGUAAUUUCUACUG
Molecule: messenger RNA, 6231 nt
Organism: Hypanus sabinus (Atlantic stingray)
Lineage: Eukaryota; Metazoa; Chordata; Chondrichthyes; Myliobatiformes; Dasyatidae
Product: zinc finger protein 227-like
Exons: 3
Coding region: 1538-3163 (541 amino acids)
Biological process (GO): regulation of transcription by RNA polymerase II
Molecular function (GO): DNA-binding transcription factor activity; RNA polymerase II cis-regulatory region sequence-specific DNA binding
Source: RefSeq, a predicted model, not a curated record